Molecule: messenger RNA, 1488 nt
Organism: Penicilliopsis zonata CBS 506.65
Lineage: Eukaryota; Fungi; Ascomycota; Eurotiomycetes; Eurotiales; Aspergillaceae
Exons: 4
Coding region: 1-1488 (495 amino acids)
Molecular function (GO): protein binding
Source: RefSeq, a predicted model, not a curated record
AUGCCCCGACCCAAGUCCUUCCUCAAGGAAUCAAAAAAGAAAAAGACGGCUCAACGGACGCCUAGAUCCGCCGAUGAAUUCCUAGCAGCUGGCGUUGAGCUCGAAGAAGCUGGCGAGAAAUGGCGCGCCGGCGACGCCACCAAGUCGAUGCGUUUCUUCAUGCGCGCAAUUGCCCUGUACGAUGAGGGGUUGCAGGCAUUCCCGACUGCUUUUGAUCUGGCUUACAACAAAGCUCGCGUCCAAUAUGAAACAACCCAGCAUCCCAAACUGGUCACGCAGCUGUCGGCGCCUCUGGCGGACGUACUGCGGAUAACCCUGCAGUCACACCGGGAUGCACUGGCCCUGGACCAGGACAACGCGGAUGUUCUGUUCAAUACCGCGCAGGUGCUGACUAGUCUGGCGGAGGCGACCACGGACACGAAACACCCCGCGGACGACCAACUCGCGCAAGCAAUCCAGUUUCUACAGGAAGCCAUUGAAUUGUUCCAGCGGUGUCUGUUGCUGCAGGAGCUGCGGUACACCGAGUCACAGGAGCAGAUCAGGUUGAUGGAGGCUGAGAUGAGCGGCCAGCUCCAGGAACAGGAACAUAAACAAGAGCAAGAAAUCGAACACGAAAAUGAACAGGAACAGGAACAGGAACAGUGGGCCGCGAUUGUCGAACCGGUGACCAAAAACACUCUGGUAGACACCGCUGUGGCACAACUCGAAACCCUGACCACGCUGUGCAAUCUGCUCGUUUUUACCCCUGGCGUGGGGCUUGCGUGGGUCGAAGAGUACUCGACGGACCUGUACCGGGCCAAAAUUGCGGCGUACGCGCAGGGUUCCGACAGAAAUUAUGAGGCGGCCGUAGCGCACGCCAAAUUCACCUGCGCGCUCAGCGAGGUGCUCUACCGCAGCGGCCGGAUCGAGAUCGACACCUACCACCGGGAGAUCGGCCGGGCGUUUGGUGCGGAGCUGGACCUGUCCGCCGACCCGGAUGCGCUCUGUAGCAAAGGCGAGGCUUUGGCCUCGUUCAAUACGGCGGUGGCUGACCUGCCUCCCGCACACGAUGCGGACGCCCUCAGUAACUCCUUGGCGCUGCGCUGGCAGGCGUUAUCGCUAGCGCUGGACGCCCUGACGGCUGCGACCAAGCUGCCUGACGUGGAGAACCUGCCCAAGAUCCAUAUCGGCCGGGGUGACGCGGAAUUGGGCCGCUGGAGACUAGGCGCCGAGCCCUGGAACUACUCGAUGGCCAAGGAGAAUGCUGCUGUGCUGCUCAAGAACGCACAGACAUACUACCGCGGCGCUGCGGCCCUGGCGCGACGUGACGGGGCCGUCGAGGAAGAGAAAGAGGGAACAUGCAAGGAGGCGAUCGCUGCAGCGCUGGGACAGGACACCGCGAAGCUUGAACAGCUGAAGAUGGGUGCGCCCCAGGAAUUAUCGGCCGUGGCCGAAGAUAUGAUUGACGACGGCCUGGUCCCGCCGAUCAUCAUGCAGGAGUUGUCGUGA